Dicentrarchus labrax (European seabass) is the source of this 2778-nucleotide messenger RNA. Its product is annotated as nucleus accumbens-associated protein 2-like. Bases 435 to 2393 code for a protein of 652 amino acids. The record is from RefSeq and is a predicted model, not a curated record. Gene Ontology annotation, molecular function: protein binding; DNA-binding transcription factor activity, RNA polymerase II-specific; RNA polymerase II cis-regulatory region sequence-specific DNA binding. The transcript has 8 exons. Gene Ontology annotation, biological process: regulation of transcription by RNA polymerase II. NCBI's taxonomy places the organism in Eukaryota, Metazoa, Chordata, Actinopteri, Moronidae.
UCCUGUGACACACCAGACGAUGCGUUGACUGAGCGGAGGAGAAGAAGAAAACCUCUCCCAGCCAGCCGUCCUGCCUGCUGCAUGGAGGAGAAGCAGAGGAGGAAGAGGAGCAGAGAGAAGCUGUGUCCCUGUGCUGAGCCGACCUCCAUCCUGAUGAUCUCCAGUCUCCUCCUUUCCAUCCUGCUCUGACUCAACUCCUCUGACCUGAACACCCCCCUCCUCCGCUCCUCCCCUCUGCCCCCCCCAGCACUGACCUCUGACCUCCCUGUUUCCUCCACAUCAUCAUGGAUCUGAAACGUUUUGGAGGAGCUCUCUGCAGGAUCCCUGACACUUAAACCGUCUGACCUCUGGCUGGUCAGGACCGUCUCCUCCCAGCGAGUCCAGCCCCUCCAUCACUUCCUGUCCCGUCCUCCUCGAUACUGACGGCGUCCACCAUGUCGGAGGGGCUGCUGCAGGUGGAGAUCCCGGACUUCGGCAGCAGCGUGCUGGGCAGCCUGAACGAGCAGCGGCUGCUGGGUCACUACUGCGACGUCUCCAUCCUUGUGCAGGGUCAGGCCUUCAAGGCUCACCGCGCCGUCCUCGCCGCCUCCUCGCUCUACUUUAGAGACCUGUUCAGCUCCGCAGCUGACUCCUCCUCUUCCUCGUCCUCCUCUUCCUCCCAGGCGGUGUUCGAGCUGCCGUCCUCGGUGACGCCAACGUGUUUUCAGCAGAUUCUGUCCUUCUGCUACACGGGACGCCUCAGCAUGGCCGCCAGCGAGCAGCUGGUGCUCAUGUACACUGCCGGGUACCUGCAGAUCCAGAACAUUGUGGAGCGAGGCAUGGAGCUGAUGAUGAUGAAGGCCUCCUCCUCCUCCUCGCCUCUUUGCUGCGACUCACAGACAACCUCAGCAGACGAGCUUGGGGGCUUCGACGCCCCAAUGGUCCAGCAGCAACACAGUGCCCCCCCGCUGCAGGAGACCAGUCCAGACCAGCCGUCCCUGAGCCCCGAGGAGCUGCUGCUGGCCGUCAGCAGGAUCAAACAGGAGAGAGCCGACACUCCUCCUGCUGAGGAGAACGGAGCAGCAGGAGGAGGAGGAGGAGGAGGAGGAGAGGAGGCCAGAGUGGACCUCGCCGGGGACCUGCAGUCUUCCAGGAGCAGCGCUCUGUGCUACCUGGGUGCAGGUGGAGGUUUGGUUCCAGGGCUGCAGUCCUACCUGCUGGCAGGCGGGGGGCGCUCCAGUCCGGGAGGCUCCAGUCUUCCCACAGACUCCCCUCCCUCUCACCCGCCCACCGAGGAAGAGCUGGAGGAGGAUUACUACGGGAACACGGUCCACCCCGGACUCUACCAACACAUCUACGGACAUCCCGGAAACCCCUACAUCCAAGAGAAGAUGGAGAUGCUCUCCCUCCCAUUGGCCAACGAGCGUCGGCCCUGCGUGCUGGUUGGUCGGGACAACAUGGCGCUGCCCGCCAGUCUGAUCAGUCAGAUCGGGUAUCGCUGCCACCCGUCACUCUACACCGAGGGAGACCCCGGAGAGAAGGUGGAGCUGGUGGCAGGUUCAGGUGUGUUUAUGACUCGAGGUCAGCUGAUGAACUGUCACCUGUGUGCGGGAGUCAAACACAAGGUGCUGCUCAGGAGACUUCUGGCUACGUUCUUCGACAGAAACACUCUGGCCAAUAGCUGCGGGACAGGAAUACGCUCCUCCACCAAUGAUCCGAGCCGAAAGCCUCUGGACAACCGAGUGUUAAACACCGUCAAACUCUACUGUCAGAACUUUGCUCCUAACUUUAAGGAGAGUGAGAUGAACGUCAUUGCGGCCGAUAUGUGCACCAACGCCCGCAGAGUCCGUAAACGUUGGCUCCCCAAGAUCCAGUCUCUGCUCCCCGACAGCCUCCCUGCCUCCUCCCACCCCCGCAAGAGUAAGAGAGGAGGAGGAGGUGGAGGAGGAGCAUCAGGAUCAGGAUCAGGAGGUCAGGGAGGAGAAGCAGCGGUGCAGCCCAGCAGCAGCCCCUUCGAGCUGGACCUGCGGCAGCUCAGCGCCUCCUACCUCGGCCUGGAGGCGCCGCUGUAUGCCGAGCGCCGCGAGAGGGAGGCGGUCGGGGAGCGAGAGCGGGAGAAGGAGGCCCCGGCUGCCCUCCUGCCUCACCUGCAGUUCGCCGGGUCUCGUGGGGGAGGAGGAGGAGGAGGCACGGGGCAGGCGGAGGAGGCGCUGAUGGGAGGCGAAGCAGGCGGGGGAGGGAGUCUACAGACUGAACAACCCCCAGACCUCCCCCUCUCGCUGUCCUCUGCCUCCUCUUCCUCCACCUCCUCCUCCUCACACCCCUCCCCCCAGCCUGCAGAGCCCGCCCCUCCUCACAGGGGAUUGGCCGACACAGAUGAGAGGGGGGCGGAGCCUCUGGAAGACAGCCAAUAAGCUUUCUAUUGCAUCUGCCUACCUGUAUGUAAAUAACACAAUAGCUACCUGUCCCCCCCAUCUGUCUGUCUGUCUCUACCUGUCUGUCUGACCUACCUGUCUCUUCCCCUACCUCACUACUACCUGUCCACCUGUCUACCUCUCUGCCCCCAGUCUGUCUACCUUUCUGUCUGACCUACCUCUGUCUGUCUGUCAGUCUACUCCUUUACCUGUCUGUCCUCCUGCCUGUCUGUUUGCUCGGCUCUGCUGCAUGUUACAGCCUCCUGCAGUCCAGCACUCAGGCCCAUAGCAACAGGACUGAUGAUGAUGAUGAUGAUGAUGAUGAUGAUGAUGAUGAUGAUGAUAUUCACUCUGAUAACGACAAUAAAGCUUCUUGAUAAUCAGA